GGUCUGAGGCUGCAGUGAGCGGGAGCCGGUGAAACUACAGCGGGUCAGUGCUCGGGUCUGUGAGGAUACCGCAUCGCUGCCGGACGGAGGACUGAAGUGUGGAAGAGUCCUCCACACAGCGACUGUGGUGUUGUCUCAGUGUCUCAUGGAGCUGCAGGCCUGGACUUGAAUCAGCGUCUCAGACCAGAGGAACAAAGACUCUCCUCUCAGGGAGGAUGGACUCUGAAUCUUUGGACCGGUGCAUCCAGACUACUCUGUCAGCCCUCUACCCCCCCUUCCAGGCCACGUCCUCGACUGUCCUCUGUCAGGUCCUCAACGUGGUGGAUAGCUGCUACAGAGGAGACGGCCUCCGCUACCUGCUCCACUUCCUGCUGCCUGCAAAGCACUUCCUACAGAACCUCCAGCAACAUGCCUGCUUGCAGUACUGUGGUUGGUUGUUCUGUCAUGAAGGCUGGCCUCUGUGCAUCCAUGAGAAGAUAGUCGUUCAGCUCUGUCCUUUGGACCAGCGUCUCCUUCGUCCAGGAGACUUCUACCUGCUGGUUUCUCCUGCCGCUCCUCCUCCUCCUCGAACACACAGUGCCUCCUGCAGAAGCAGCGUCACCUCCUCCCCCCGGCUCCUCCUGUGCAGCGUGUCGGCCGGCAGCCAUCAUGUGGAGCAGCAGGAGGUGUCGGAGAUAGCUCUGCGGUCCCUCUUCAGCAUGGCCUGGCUGGACUCUGUCAACAGGGAGCGUGAGCGGCGAGGAGCAUCCAGGCUGGAGCGCUGCCUCCUCUCUGCCAACGGAGACGUCUUCAGGGUCCCCUGGGAGGACCUGGUCUACCCACAAUUCAUUAGCCGGCCCCGGACUACCCUGAAGGAGGACAAGGAGUCCUCUGUUAAGGACGGGGAUAUGUUGAUUAACACAUCGCAUAAUCUCUGUACAGAUACUAAACCCUCAAGACAGGAGGAUGUAAAGCUCCUCCCAUCUGCUUCAAAAACCAACCAAUCACCAGCAAGCAGCGAGGCGGAGGACUCGGAGGGGGAGUACGUGGAGCUGACAGAGCUGCCGUUGCCUCGCUUCUCCCCUCAGAAAGGUUCCUUAACCCAGUCCAUCAGUCUGCAGCACCGAGCCAGGACCAGCACAGACACCUCUGCACACACAGCUCCAACAACACACACACCUCGAAACACCAACACACUCUCUGCUCAGAGCACGCACACACGUCACAACAAACCCACAAACACACACCCUGUCAGUAUAACACCAAACCCUGUGGAGGUCAGUGCCCACACCAGGCUUUGCUCCAAGCUCAUCAAAGAAAACCUCAGUCAGGACUCCUGCAGACCUGUCAUCCUCACCCCCGUCUCCCCCGCCACCCCCUCCUCCUCCUCUGCUCCUCCUGAAGUCAUGGGCACCUCCAGCGGUGAGUCAGAGCACCGGACGUCACAGGAGCAAACAGAAGGUACUGAUUCAGACAGGUGUGUGAAAGUUUACACUGAGCCGGAAAAGAACUGCAGAGAACAGAGAGAGGAGGAGGUGGAGGAGAAGGGAGAGGAGGAGCGAGGGAAAGAGGGGGAGGUGGAGGAAAAGAGGGAAGAGGGAGAGCGGAUGGAGAGGCAGAUGAGGAAGCAUGAAAUGGUAGUGUCAGUUGAUGAGGGUGUCGUGGAGGAGGUGAAACAGUUGGAGGAGACUGUGUUUAGGAGGGAUGAAGAUUUACUGCCACACACACAGACUGCAGAGGAGGGAGGAGAAAUGGAGGAGCAGGACGGAAGUGAAGUGACAGAAGGAGAGGGAGAGGAGGAGUUGGAUGAUGAGGGAGUUGAUGAGGCAGAGGAGGUGGAGGUAGAAGAGGAGGUUCAGGUUAUAAUUGUGCAGCAGAAUCAAGAAAGAAGGGAGGAGAAGCAAGUGAUGAAAGAAGACGAGAGAGAAGGAGGAAAAGAGAAAGAUGAAGAAGAAGAAGAAGGUAAAGAAACACACACUGAUAAAGAAGCUGACUCAUGUAUCAACACACACUCUGAGGACUCUUAUUCUGAAAAUAACACACAGCACACACGCUCCAUGGACUCUUAUUCUGAAAAUAAUACAAUGCAAACACACUCUGAGGACUCUUAUUCUGAAAAUAAUGCUCUACAAACACAUUUAGGUGACUCUUAUUCUGAAAAUAACACACAGCACACACGCUCCAUGGACUCUUAUUCUGAAAGUAAGACACUACAAACACACUUGGAGGACUCUUAUUCUGAAAAUAACACACCACAAACACACUUGGAGGACUCUUAUUCUGAAAACAACACACUACAAACUCACUUGGAAGACUCCAACAAACAACACACAAACUCUUACUCUGAAAACAUUACACAACACACACACUCUGAGGACUCUUAUUCUGAAAACACAAAACCUCCAACACACUCUGAGGACUCUGAAGAGUCCAACACACCACCAAGCGUCUCCUCACCUGCAAUGGAUCCAGAGUCACUUUGGACUGAGCCAGAGGAGUCUGAACGUGGACAGAGGGAGCAGGACGAGGAGGACGAGGAGGACGAGGACGACUGCAGCUGUGAGGAGGUUGGUGGAGGAAGAGCUGCAGAGCUUCAAACUGAAGGUGUCAUGGGUGAACCACCUCCUGUCCAAUCAGGGGUCAGUCUGUCUACUGGUCUCAGUCCAACAGAACCAGAACAACCAGAACCCUCUCCACAGCUGGAUCAGUCAGGUGCUCCCACAGUCCCACCGGAGCAGGUCACCCAGUCCUCCCAGUCCUCCCAGUCCAGCUUCUACAGCGUGCUGCUGAGCUCCGGAGCUCUCUGUUUGCCUGGAACCAGAGACAGAAGUGGACGAGCUCUGCUGACGGUCUGUACCAGGAGCUCCAUAUGGUCAAACCCUGACUGCGACGGGGCAGAGCUGCUCCGCCUCCUGCUCUACUACACUUCUACCCUCAGGAAGGAGGUGCGAGCGUUGGGGCUGACGGUGCUGGUGGACGCCCGCGGAGCUGCUCCUGUCCCCGCCCUGUUCUCUGCCCUUAGCUCCCUGCAGGAGAACAUACCAGGCUCCAUCCACACUGUGUUACUGCUGAUCAACAAAGACUCCACAUGUCCACGUGUGGACAAACCUGCAGCCACACAGGUGGAGGUGUUGAGCUCCCUGAAGUCUCUUCAGAAAGUGGUGGAGCUCCAGCAGCUUCCUGCAGAGCUGGGAGGAUCGUUCAGCUUCAGGCAGAGCAGCUGGCUCAGCUUCAGAUCGAGAGUGGAGCAGCUGACCAAUCAGUGUGAGGACGUCAUCAGUCUGCUGCAGAAAACCAUCAACGUCCUGCAGUGUACACCUCUACCUGCUGCUGCUGAGGAUGCCGAGCUGCUGUUGUCCAAGUACAAAGCGGUGAUGCGCAGCAUCCUUGAAGACAGACGAUUGGUCCGGUUACAGCAGGAGGGCGGGGCCUCUCUGUCACGGCUGCGCAGAGAGGAGAGUGGCAUCAGUGGGACAGAGGAGUACCGGACAGAGGUGGAGACAGUGUCGUCUCUGUACGAUCAGGUGGACGAGCUGCUGCACCGCCUCGUGACUCUGUCCAACUCCAGGACUCAGGAGCUGAACUUCAUCCUGGACUUCAGGAGCCUGGAGCAGGGCUUCACUGAGGUGAGGUCCUGGCUGGAGGACGUCGGUGAAGUUCACCUGAAGACUCUGGAGGAGCCGGAGGACUCUCUGGAGCUUCUGAACAAAAAGCAGCAGGACUUCAAGGACUUCUACACAACUGCAUAUGAGCACUGUAAACGAGGCCAGGCCUUGUUGGGUCGUCUGGAGCGCUGGGGCGACGUGUCGUCAUCUGACCUCCACAUCUAUGAGGUCAAAGUUCGUGCUUUCUGGGCCCAGCUCCAGGAUUUCUCCCAGCGGGUCAACGCCACCGGCCAGAACAUCGACCGGGCCGUCCGACUCUACCGCUUCUUAGACGAGGCCUAUGGCUGGGCGUUGGAGGGUAUGCGUCACCUAGCUGGCGUCAGUAUGGAGGACUGCACGCUGCCGGGCAAGUGCCAGGCUGUGAUUGGCUGUUUGGAAGACUACCAGCGCCAGCACCCGCCCAUCCCAGACGCCCGUUUUCAGGAGAUGAAGGCGGCGGUGGAAGAGCUGCGGGGGGAGCAAGGCCUCCGUCAGUGGAGCUUCGCCUGGUCCAAGUGUCAGGAGACCAAGAAGAUGUUUGAUAGGAAGAUGGAGGCGGCGCUCAGGACACGAGACUCUUCCCAGCGACGGUGCUCUGAGUCCGCCCUCAGCAGAAACCCCGCCUCCUCCAGGAAGACACUGUCAGGACUCUGGGGGCUCUGUGAGACCCCCUCCUCAUCCUCCUCCUGCCCCCCAGAGGAGGACACCAACACUUCCUCACCUCCUCGUAACUCCUCCUCCCUGCUCCCCCUCACCUCCUCACCCAUCACCUCCACACCUGCUCCUUCCAUCAGCUUCUCUCACACCCCCCAGCACACCCCCCUCCUCCACCGUCUGUUCCGCAGCGCCUCCUCAGAGGAGUCCUCAGACCGGGUAGAUAUCUGCUCCUCCAGUCCGAGCCUCCCCCGCCUGGACUCUUCUGCCAGCUUCACCCCCUCUUCAGCCUGCUCCUCCUCCUCCUCCUUCUCCUCCAGUAGACGGCAGCAGCUCAGGAAGACUCAGAGCUUCGACUGCCCCUCCACCCCCGAGGCAUCGCGGUACGGGCCGUGUCCUCGUGCCCUCAGCGAGCCGGUGCGCAGAGGAAACACCGGCGUGUUCAUCCGCGGCCUGGAGGUCAGCAGCACCGAGGCAGCCGACCACACGCUCUGCCCCAGGACGGCCGCUCACGGCUGGGCGGGACAGGGCCUACGCAGCCCCAGGACACCCGGCACCCCGAGAACCACCAGCAGACCUGCAGCAGACCCCCAGCCCAGGGGAAGUAAACUGCGUCACAUCGUGGAGGAGAUGGUGACCACAGAGCAGGAGUACGUUCGCUCUCUGCGGUACAUCAUCCAUCACUACUUCCCUGAGAUGGACCGGGUCGACGUUCCUCAGGACCUGAGGGGGAAACGCUCCGUGGUCUUCGGGAACCUGGAGAAACUUCUGGACUUCCACAGUCAGUUCUUCCUCAGAGAGCUGGAGGCCUGCUGGAAACACCCGCUCAGAGUGCCGCACUGCUUCCUCAGACAUCAGGAGCAGUUCGGUCUCUACGCUCUGUACAGUAAGAACAAACCCAAGUCUGACGCUCUGCUGUCAAACCACGGAAACUCCUUCUUCAGGAGGAAGCAGGUGGAGUUGGGAGAUAAGAUGGACCUGUCGUCCUACCUGUUGAAGCCCAUUCAGAGGAUGAGUAAGUACGCUCUGCUCCUCACUGACCUCAUCAAGGAGGUGGGUGUGGCCCAGGAGGCGGAGCUAGCUGCCCUGCAGGCCGCCACAAACAUGGUCAAGUUUCAGCUUCGCCACGGCAACGACCUGCUGGCAAUGGACGCCAUCCGAGACUGUGACGUGAACCUGAAGGAGCAGGGUCAGCUGAUCCGUCAGGACGAGUUCACUGUCUGGACCGGGAGGAGGAAAUGUCAGCGUCACAUCUUCCUGUUUGAGGAGCUCGUUCUCUUCAGUAAACCCAGGAAGAUGGAGGGAGGUCUGGACGUCUUCAUUUACAAACACUCCUUCAAGACAGCAGAUGUGGGUCUGACGGAGUCGACAGGAGACAGCGGGCUGAGGUUUGAGAUCUGGUUCAGGAGGAGGACGUCCAAGAAUCAGACCUUCAUCCUUCAGGCCGCCACGCCAGACGUCAAACACGCCUGGACGAGCGACAUCGCCCGAAUCCUGUGGACCCAGGCCACCAGGAACAAAGAGAUGCGUCUGAAGGAGAUGGUGUCGAUGGGAGUGGGGAAUAAACCGUUUCUGGACAUCCAGCCGAGUGACGCCGCCAUCAGCGAUCGAGCUGUUCACUACAUCAUGAAGAGCAGAGGUGCCAGGACGAGGGCGUCCAUCGCCGUCUCCGUCUUCGAUCACUCUAACCCUUUCAAACGAGGAGCGGUGACCUCUGACCCCUCAACAUCUGGACCUUCUUCCUCCAGUCUGCUGGGACCGCUCAACCUGCACAUGUACAGCCAAACCCUCCCCCCCUCCCCCGCGGCCGAAAGCUCCUUCAUCACUUCCUGUAUUGAGGAGGAUGAGCAGGAACACGAGACCAGCAGCCAGCCCUCCAUGACCACAGAGAGUUCAGGUUCAUCAUCUCGCUGUCUCUCUGGCUCCACCGGCUCCGACAGCGGCUGCGUCUCCUCUCACCUUCAGGAGCCGCUGCCCGAGGAGCCGAGCACCCCCGGCCAGCCCUCCUCCUCCUCCUCCUCCUCCUCCAACAAACAGCGCCUCAGCAGGCAGUACAUUUCAGCGAAAUCUGCUCCAGUCAUCAGCCCGGCCACCGUCGUGUGAGUCAGCUCACCUGGAGGACUGGACCGUGUGUGUCCAUCCUGCUGCAGUUUGAAGUUUCUGAUGGUUUGAACCUGAAGUCGCAGUUUCAACUAAAAACACUUGAUUUUUGAUGUAGUUUUAUUUAUGUUUGUGCUUCAUCAGGUAAAGUUUGUUCUGUAAAUAAGUUUGUUUGUGUGGUUCCACUCCUCACAGCUGCUGCUGGCUGUCUCUGUGUCCUGCUGAUCCAGAGUCAGUCUGCCAGCAGCUGGUCCGGUCUGUGAGGACAGGUUUGUGUUGGUCCAGGAUCAGCUGGACUCCCUGUACAUGUGUGUAAAUACCCUGCAGCUCAGCGUCUGCUGUCACUUUUCUUACUUGAAUAAACCUGAGUUUGUUGAACACGGA
This is a messenger RNA of Toxotes jaculatrix (banded archerfish), 6761 nucleotides long. RefSeq names its product pleckstrin homology domain containing, family G (with RhoGef domain) member 4 (gene plekhg4). Gene Ontology annotation, molecular function: guanyl-nucleotide exchange factor activity. Bases 216 to 6380 code for a protein of 2054 amino acids. The record is from RefSeq and is a predicted model, not a curated record. The transcript has 25 exons. NCBI's taxonomy places the organism in Eukaryota, Metazoa, Chordata, Actinopteri, Toxotidae.